Molecule: messenger RNA, 793 nt
Organism: Brassica napus (rape)
Lineage: Eukaryota; Viridiplantae; Streptophyta; Magnoliopsida; Brassicales; Brassicaceae
Product: proteasome subunit alpha type-2-A-like
Exons: 8
Coding region: 151-534 (127 amino acids)
Biological process (GO): ubiquitin-dependent protein catabolic process
Cellular component (GO): proteasome core complex, alpha-subunit complex; proteasome core complex
Source: RefSeq, a predicted model, not a curated record
UAACAUUCUCAGUGCAAACUCUUUCUACAAGAAAUCAAAAGCUACUUCCUUCGUCUCUCUCCCUUCGUCGUUGCUCGAUCCGUACAUCGGAGAAAAUUUUGUUAUAAAUGCAAUGUUGCAGGUUUUUUUGAGGUAAGCUUAAAGGUGCAAAUGGGAGACAGUCAGUACUCGUUUUCUCUCACUACGUUCAGCCCAUCAGGGAAGCUGGUUCAGAUAGAACAUGCUCUAACAGCUGUUGGAUCAGGCCAAACAUCUCUCGGAAUCAAAGCUUCAAACGGAGUUGUCAUUGCAACAGAAAAGAAGCUUCCCUCUAUUCUAGUUGAUGAAGCGUCUGUUCAGAAGAUUCAGAACUUGACUCCCAAUAUUGGAGUUGUUUACAGUGGUAUGGGUCCUGAUUUCCGAGUUCUUGUACGAAAGAGUAGGAAGCAGGCUGAGCAGUAUCUCCGCUUGUACAAAGAACCUAUCCCUGUGACGCAACUUGUAAGGGAAACUGCUACUGUGAUGCAAGAGUUCACUCAAUCAGGAAAUCGAUGAUUACUUGGCUGAAGUCGAGUAAAACUUUCACCUUGGCCGUGCAACAAAACCAGGAUUUGAAUCCCAUUACUAUCUUUUGUUUCAUUCUUGCUGGUUGCACAAAUUUGUUGGUUGGCUUAUUCCUUCGGUAACUCUUUUAGAACUUGUUAAAGACUCAAUUUAGAAUCUGUUUUUCAUUUGUUUAGAUAUGUUCAAAAUAUCUCUUCAUGUGAAAUUUCAGAACUGAGAAAAGUAAACUAAAAUUAUUUAACCUGAGCCA